This is a messenger RNA of Triticum aestivum (bread wheat), 876 nucleotides long. RefSeq names its product serine/threonine-protein phosphatase 7 long form homolog. The transcript has 4 exons. The record is from RefSeq and is a predicted model, not a curated record. Gene Ontology annotation, biological process: meristem maintenance; meristem development. NCBI's taxonomy places the organism in Eukaryota, Viridiplantae, Streptophyta, Magnoliopsida, Poales, Poaceae. The coding region runs from base 1 to 876 and encodes 291 amino acids.
AUGGCCCAUCGCGUCGUGGUGCGCCUGGGCGGCUGCCCUCGCCGGGGGUACGCCAACGACGGGUCGUUGCCGCCCUCGAGGUGCGCCAGCACGCCCUCCAGUAUUCGCACGGCGAUUGGUCUACGUGUCAUUGCUAACAGCGAAGUAGCUAUCCGGCGCCGUUCACACACCGCAUCCACCGUUGAUGCAUACCCGUGCCCUCAGGAUGCCAAUGACGUGGUUGUGCAGCAGUACGCGCGGGCCUAUCUUUGGUAUGUACUAACCAAGAUAGUCUUCUCAGAUGCAACCGGGAACUCAGCCCUCUGGAUGUUCUUGGAGCCACUUAAUAACUGGGAUACCCAGUAUAGCUGGGGUUCGGCCGCACUAGCAUACUUGUAUCGUCAGCUUGACUUGGCGUGUCGGAGGAAGGGAGGUACAUCCUCAUUGUCUGGGUUUGUUUGGAGCCUAUCCGUGUGGAUGUGGGAGCGGAUCCCGGUUGGACGGCCCGAUUUGAAGAACCCCCUCAUGGCAAACCCACGGGGUAAUCAUGACGGGUUGCAUGAUGAUGAUCCAUAUCGGCGCCCUACGCUUGCUUACUAUUGGGAACAAGUGACAGUGUACACAGGAAGCUCGCAUGUGCGAUACAAGUGCUAUAUGAACGAGCUGGACACCUUGACUGCUGAGCAGGUACAUUGGUUGCCUUAUGUGGAAGAUCGUGACUUUGAUCUUAAUGAGAUGUGCACGCGUGAUAGCCAUCUUUGGCGGGCGAGGUGCCCAAUGAUAUGCUUCUUCGCAGUCGAGUGGCACUUUGUAGACCGUGUGGCAAGACAAUUUGGAAAAAGACAAGGUAUUCCAAUUGAGGAGAGCAAGAAGGAAAUGCUAUCUCUGCAUCGGUAA